Molecule: messenger RNA, 942 nt
Organism: Conger conger (European conger)
Lineage: Eukaryota; Metazoa; Chordata; Actinopteri; Anguilliformes; Congridae
Product: olfactory receptor 52E2-like
Exons: 1
Coding region: 1-942 (313 amino acids)
Biological process (GO): G protein-coupled receptor signaling pathway
Cellular component (GO): membrane
Molecular function (GO): G protein-coupled receptor activity; olfactory receptor activity
Source: RefSeq, a predicted model, not a curated record
AUGAAUCACUCCUCUUUGGACAUCACAAUAAUAUUGACUUCAUAUGGAUCCUUUCGCCCACUGAAUUACUUAUUUUUCACUCUUACAUUUAUUUUCUACCUCCUCUCAGUCUUUUCUAAUGUUUUUCUGAUGCUGGUUAUCUAUUUUGAUUCCAGCCUACACAAACCCAUGUACAUUUUUCUGUUUAACUUAGCAGUAAACGGACUGAUAGGAAGCUCUGCUGUCUGGCCAAAAGUAAUGGAAAACCUUCUUUCAGAUAUUCAAAAGAGCUCACUUGCAGGUUGUCUGGUACAGGCCUUUUGGGUGUCUCUCUAUGUAGUUUCUGCGUAUACCACUUUCUCAGUCAUGGCCUACGACCGAUACGUCUCCAUUUGCAAGCCUUUGCAGUACCACAGCAUCAUGACUCCUGUAAAAGUGAGAACACUGCUGACUGCAGCCAACAUUGUACCUCUCUCCUCAAUAUUCAUUCAAGCGUAUCUGAUCUCCAGACUACCACUGUGCAGUUACAGCCUUCACAAGCUGUUCUGUGAUAACCUGGGAAUUGUUAACCUCUCCUGUGUGAGAAGUGUUCUGAUAAAUCUAUAUGGUAUAUGCUUCGUUGCAGCCUUAAUUGGUUUCCCUUGUAUUAUUGUACUUCUCUCUUAUGCACUGAUUCUCAAUGUGAGUCUGAAAGCCUCGAAAGAUGCACAAAAGAAAGCACUCAGCACAUGUUCUCCUCAUUUAAUCACCUUCAUAAAUUUCUCUCUGGCCUCUCUUUUCUCUGUGAUUUAUAGUAGACACAGUACAUUUCUACCAGGAGAAAUUAAUAUUUUAAUGAUUGUGGAUACUUUUGUGAUUCCUCCUCUAUUGCAUCCAAUCAUAUAUGGGAUCAGAACACAGGAGAUCAGAAAAUGUGUUGUAAAAACAGUGAGGAAAAAGAAGAGACUUUUCAGGAUGCUUUGA